GCCUCGCGAGGCUGCCUCGCGAGGCAAAUCCUCGGUCGGUCAAGACGUGCCUCGCCCGAGGCAAACGCACGCGCUGCCUCGCCCGAGCGUGCCGCGGCCCGAGCCGAACGUUGUCGGUUUUUGUCGAUGUUCAAAGGCGCCUCAGUACGUUUGCCGCGCUCACUCAAGACGGUAGUGUUUUGCCUCGCUUAUUCGUUGCGUGUUAGUUGUGCGUCAUGGAUAAAGAACAGUGUCUUAAAUUAAUACGACUAUAUGGUGAAUAUAGACGACUUUGGGAUGCGCAAUGUCCUGAUUACACAAAUAGAGGACUAAGGGAAGAUGCAUGGAGAAAAAUAAGCCAGGAAAUGAACCUUCCAAUAGCUGAAUUAAAGAAAAAAAUGGACUCUUUACUAGGGUCUUACAGGAGGGAAAAGUCGAGAGAAAAAAAAAGCCGAAUCACAGGAUCAGGUCGUGGUGAAAUAUAUGUUUCGAAUUGGUAUGCCUAUGAAGCCUUCAGUUUUCUAGGAGAUAGAAAUCACCCAGGAAAUACACAAGAUACUUUAGGUGAAGAAAAUGCAAGUCUGGAUAAUACUCGAAAUGAUGACGGUUAUAACGAAGAAAAAAAUGAAACUUCAAACUCGACGACAACGGAAGGACCUAAACAAAAGUCAACUAGACCUAAAAAGAGAUCCAAAAUGAACGAAAGUGAUGAUCUUACUGAUAACGCCAUAUCUGAAGCAUUAACACUCUUACAACAGUGUGCAAGCGAUAAUAUAUCAGAAAAAAAUGAUCCCUAUAAUGUGUAUGGCCAAUAUAUAGGAAAUGAGUUGAGAAAGUAUGAUAAAAUUACAUUAGCAUACGUAAAAAAUGCAAUAAAUAAAAUUAUCUUUGAUGCAGACAUGGGAGCAUACAGUGGUUAUAGUUAUUAUACUCAAUCAUAUGGUGAACACGAUAAUUUAAGAUAUAUGUCUCAUCCCUCUUCCUCAUCGACGCCAUCUACAUAUUCGAUGCCUGCUGCCUCACCAAUGCCUUCUACCUCACCGAUGCCUCCUACUUCACCGAUGCCUCCUACUUCACCGAUGCCUCCUGCCUCAUCGAUGCCUUCUACUUCACCGAUGCCUGCUGCCUCACCAAUGCCUCAUAUCUCACCAAUUUCGAUGCCUCCCCCUCCUCCUUCUCCAGCUCCUCAUCAUUAAAUAUUUGUUUGUUUAAUUUUCUUAUAUUAUUUGUCCAAUUUUCUAAUCAGAUUAAUAAAAAAAUAAUAAAAAUAUGUAAUUUUAUUUUACC
Pieris napi is the source of this 1266-nucleotide messenger RNA. Its product is annotated as myosin tail region-interacting protein MTI1-like. Lineage: Eukaryota; Metazoa; Arthropoda; Insecta; Lepidoptera; Pieridae. The record is from RefSeq and is a predicted model, not a curated record. The transcript is spliced from 3 exons. The coding region runs from base 216 to 1175 and encodes 319 amino acids.